ACUUUAGUGUGCAGUUCUCGGUACCAUAUGCACGGCAACGCCAUAGCCAUCAUCCCCAAAGGUAGCUAUCGUUAUCUAAGUUCUGUACUCCAUCACUCCACCCACAGUUGCUCUUAUCCGAGAGACGGGCUGGAUGCUCUGGAUGCUCCUGUGCCAAUCACGACCUUGGCCAUUCUUGCACCUUGCCUAUGACCUUACUGCUUGCCCCUUUGUUCUUGAACAAUACGCACAUACCAGUGAAGAAUAACUAUUUUUGUUAACGUCCCUUUGUUCUGCUCAACCUAAUGGCUGGGGUCGAAAAUGAAUCUGAGGAACUCACCCUCGAGAACCUCGAGACAGUGUUGGCCAAGGACACAAAGGUCAAGCUUGCAGGCAUUGAUAUUGAUGGAAUCCUACGAGGCAAACUGAUCUCGAAGAAGAAAUUCCUCUCGGUCGUCAAAGAUGGCUUCGGCUUCUGCAGUGUCGUCUUCGGCUGGGACAUGCACGACCUGACCUACUUUCGAGAACUCAAGAUAAGCAAUAAAGAGAAUGGAUACAAAGACUUGAUAGCAAAGAUAGACUUGGGCAGUUUUCGUCGAACACCUUGGGAGAACAAUGUGCCUUUCUUCCUCGUCAGCUUCUACGACCCAGACACGAAUGAACCCAUCUCGCCAUGCCCGAGAAGUCUGCUGCGCACCGCUGUGAGCAAACUGCACAAAGCUGGCUAUGGAGCUAUGGCAGGUGCAGAAUACGAGUUCUUCACCUUCAGAGCACCCAAAGAUAACUCAUCACAAACAACUCAUCCUACCUCUUCCACAACAGCACCCUUCCUACAAAGUAACGCCGUCACAUCCCUACCUCACCUGACACAAGGCAUGUUCGGUUACUCUUUGACAGACCCGAUACACAACAAAGACUGGUUCUACGAGAUCUUUGAGACGUGCGAAAAGUUCAAGUGCAAUAUCGAAGGCUGGCAUACAGAAUCAGGCCCUGGCGUGUUCGAGGCCGCACUUGAAUUCGGCGAGAUCACUGAGAUGGCGGACAGGGCGAGUCUCUUCAAGUAUGUUGUCAAGGCAAUGGGAAGCAAAUACGGAAUCACUCCGACGUUCAUGGCCAAACCAAAAGAGGGUCUUCCAGGCAACAGUGGACACAUCCAUUGUUCGGUGGUGGACAAAGCAGGAAAGAAUUUGUUCUACAGAGGCGAAAAGGACCCCAACCCACCAUACAAGGAUCUCGAAUAUGUAUCAGACCUCGGUCGACAGUUUCUGGCUGGUAUCCUGGAUGGUCUGGCCGAUGUCAUGCCAAUCAUUGCACCUACUGUCAACUCCUACAAGCGACUGGUGGAGAAUUUCUGGGCACCAGUGACAGUCUCUUGGGGCCUGGAGCACCGAGCAGCAUCAAUACGCCUGAUAGCUCCUCCAACUGCCUCCGCGAAAUCCACAAGAUUUGAAGUCAGGGUAUGUGGUGCCGACUCUAAUGCCUCACUGGUUCUGGCCGCCAUUGUAGCCCUCGGCUGGAGGGGCGUUGAAAAGAAAAUGGAGAUACCAGUGCCACCACUGAGCAAAGGGGAGGACGUCGGAGGUAGUAGCGAUAAAGGGGAGCGACUGCCGAAGAAUCUGAAAGACAGCACGGCGAGAUUCAUGGCGAAAGACAGCGUUGCCCGUGAAAUCUUCGGAGACGAAUUCGUCGAGCAUUAUGGCGGCACCCGAGAACACGAAUGUCGACUGUGGGAUGAAGCAGUAACGGAUUGGGAGGUGAAGAGAUACAUUGAGACCGUAUGAGAUACCCAACUGAACAAUGAGUUGUGUUUUCCCACAGCCUUGUUGGCCUUCUUUGUGCCACACUCAACUCACCUAUGAAUAGUGCAUUGUUUCGUUUGUCCAUUGGUAUAUUUGGCACUCAAUCAACA
Messenger RNA from Exophiala viscosa, 1888 nucleotides. RefSeq names its product glutamine synthetase. Lineage: Eukaryota; Fungi; Ascomycota; Eurotiomycetes; Chaetothyriales; Herpotrichiellaceae. Bases 285 to 1760 code for a protein of 491 amino acids. Gene Ontology annotation, molecular function: glutamine synthetase activity. The record is from RefSeq and is a predicted model, not a curated record. The transcript has 3 exons.